AUGACAAAUCCUUCUGCUAAGGAAAUUUAUCUGAUUUUUUAUGAAUACCACAUCCCAUCCAUCAAAGACAAUGAACAUCUCUUAAGAGAUAAUUUCACUGCGAAGUACGAGUUCAAAGAUCAGAAGCGACCACCUGAUUUCGCAGCAGAAUUAAAAAAUAUAAAUUUCAAGAAAUCCUUCAUCCCCUUUAUCAUGGACUAUUGGGCGUCAGAACCAUCAGUGACGGAUAUAAUAGGAGAUAAGCAACUAUAUGUUUCUUUCGAGAGAUGUCUACGGUACAAAGUAGAUGACACAUCGUCACUUGCGAGGUAA
This is a messenger RNA of Parnassius apollo (apollo), 312 nucleotides long. The record is from the annotation of a GenBank genome assembly. Lineage: Eukaryota; Metazoa; Arthropoda; Insecta; Lepidoptera; Papilionidae.